Messenger RNA from Aureobasidium subglaciale EXF-2481, 1065 nucleotides. RefSeq lists its product as uncharacterized. The coding region runs from base 1 to 1065 and encodes 354 amino acids. Lineage: Eukaryota; Fungi; Ascomycota; Dothideomycetes; Dothideales; Saccotheciaceae. The transcript is spliced from 4 exons. The record is from RefSeq and is a predicted model, not a curated record. Gene Ontology annotation, molecular function: zinc ion binding; oxidoreductase activity.
AUGUCGCAAACUAUGAAAGCAGUCGUGUUCAAGGGACCUCACAAGGUUGUGAUUGAGGAUCGUCCAAUCCCCAAGAUCCAGGAUGAUGGAGAUGUCAUCGUCAAGGUCGAAUACACAGCUCUCUGCGGAAGUGAAUUGCACGUCUUCCGUGGCCACCAGGCUUCAGACACAGACUUCAUCAUGGGCCACGAAUUCACAGGCAAAAUCACAGAAGUCGGCAAGAGCGUAAAGACCCUCAAAGUAGGCGAUCUCGUCGUCUCUCCCUUCACCACUUCCUGUGGUGAAUGUUUUUACUGUAAGCAUGGAUUCUCAUCUCGUUGCGAAAAGUCUCUCCUCUUUGGCUGCCCGAAGCUUGAUGGUGGUCAGGCCGAGUACGUCCGUAUUCCUACUGCAGAGGGUACUGUCAUGAAGGCCCCUGAAGGUCUUGAGAAGGAGGCUUUGGUUCUGAUGGCAGACAUCUUCCCCACCGGCAUGUUCGCGGCAAAGAAUGCAUUCAAGGAGUUGAGCAAGGAGGAAGCACAGGAAAGCACAGUUGUAUUGCUCGGUCUGGGACCCGUCGGUCUGUGUGCACUGGUCAAUGCCUUGGACUACAAGCCCAAGAACCUUCUUGCCGUCGACAGUGUGAAUAGCAGACUACAGCAAGCCAAGGACCUCGGAGCCGAACCCUGGAACUUCAUGACUGACAGGGAUGGCUUGGAUAAGAGAGUCAAGGAGCUCACCAACGGCAGAGGUGCAGAUGUUGUGAUCGAGGUCGUAGGUCUGUCGCCUGCCCUCAAGCUCGGCUACGAUCUUCUCAGACCUUGGGGUAUCAUCUCAAGUGUUGGUGUACACAACGCAGAGAUUCCUUGGACAGGUAACCAGGCUUACAACAAGAACUUGCGCGUUCAGAUGGGUCGUUGCCCUGUCCGCUCAAUCUUCGCAGAGGCGCUAGAGAAGCUCAAGAAUAAGCAACAUCUGCUUGGCUUCAUGUUCGAGAAGGUCAUGCCGCUCUCGGAAGCCCUCGAAGGUUAUGACCUUUUUGACAAGAUGAAGGUGCAGAAGGUCGUCUUUGAACUUGAACACUGA